GCGAGAGGCAGCGUUUCCCGGCUUGCUCUCAUCCCCACACUCUGAGCAGCGGACGUCCUCGUCGCAACUAUGUCUCUCAACCAGUACGGGCCCAUUGCAGGCCUCGUCGGUCAAGCCUACGACUCCUUUGCGUCCAUGUCCGCCACAAAUCUCGCCCUCUUCCUCCUUGUCAACAUUCCCGUGCUUUCAAUUAUUAGCAACGCCAUCUACCAGCUGUUACCGAAGGACAAGUCGCUGCCUCCGGUAGCGUGGCAUUGGAUUCCGUGGUUUGGCUCUGCGGCCGCGUAUGGACAGGAUCCCAUCAAAUUCUUCUUUGACUGCAAGGAGAAGUAUGGCAAUGUCUUCACCUUUAUCCUUUUGGGACGUAAAGUCACUGUGGCGCUCACAUCCGCUGGCAACAACUUUAUCAUGGGUGGGAAGCACACGACCUUUUCUGCUGAGGACGCAUACACACAUCUGACAACCCCCGUCUUCGGUAAAGACGUCGUGUACGACUGUCCCAAUGAGCUCCUCAUGGAACAGAAGAAGUUCGUCAAGUUCGGCCUCUCGACAGAGAACUUCCGUCAAUAUGUCUACAUGAUCGAGGACGAAGUCACUCAGUUCAUGAAGAACGAUGCUGGCUUCAAAGUUUUCCAAAUGAACGACAUCAACGAAUGGAGCUCUUUCGACGUCCUGAAGGUUAUGUCGGAGAUUACGAUUCUGACCGCUUCUCGCACUUUGCAAGGCAACGAAGUUCGGGCCAAAAUUACCAAAGAGUACGCUCAGAUUUACAGCGACCUAGAUGGCGGCUUCACCCCUCUUCACUUCAUGUUCCCUAACCUUCCACUCGAAUCCUACCGCAAGCGUGAUGCAGCGCACAAGAAGAUUAGUGAUUUCUAUAUCAGCAUCAUACAGAAGCGUAGGGCGAAUCCUGGUCAGGAGGAGGAGCACGACAUGAUCGCUGCCCUCAUGGACCAGAAGUACCGUGCCGGCCGCCCUCUCAAGGAUCACGAAAUCGCUCAUAUCUUGAUUGCUCUUCUCAUGGCUGGUCAACACACCAGCUCGACCACGGCCUCUUGGACUCUCCUGCACGUUGCCGACCGCCCGGAUAUCGCCGAGGCUCUCUACGAGGAACAGGUCAAGCACUUCCGUCAACCUGACGGUACCUGGCGCACUCCCGAGUAUGAAGAGCUCAGGGAGCUGCCAAUUCUCGACUCUAUCAUCCGGGAGACUCUCCGUAUCCAUCCACCGAUCCAUAGUAUCAUGCGCGUUGUCCGCGAAGAUGUCGUCGUCCCUCCUACGCUCGCCGCUCCUUCUGAGGACGGUCGCUAUGUUAUCCCUAAGGGCCACGUCGCGAUGUCGUCUGCGGCCAUCAGCCAAGUCGACCCCAUGCUCUGGAAUAACGCGAAUGAAUGGGAUCCCUCGCGCUGGUCGGACCCCGAGGGCGUCGCUGCGCAGGCGUAUAAGCAGUACGACGACGCCGAUGGAGCCAAAGUCGACUUCGGCUUCGGUCUCGUCAGCAAAGGCACGGAGAGCCCCUACCAGCCCUUCGGCGCCGGCCGCCACAGGUGUAUCGGGGAGCAGUUCGCGUAUCUCCAGCUUGGCGUCAUCGUCUCCACUAUCGUUCGUCAGAUUGAGAUGAGGCUGCCCGAGACUGGCGUGCCCUCGCCGAACUAUCACACAAUGAUCACGCUACCGAAGACACCCUGCAACAUCCUCUACAGGCGGCGGAACUUCGACUAGAAGAAUGCAGGUCAAAUUCGUGUCGUAUAUUAGUGCUGUAUACCCAUCUAGAGCAUGGACUAAUACCGCUACAUCUAACGGAUCAUGUGAUCACGGCUUACUGGUACACCUUGAUCUUCAAAAUCAUCCGUGCUGGUACACCGGUGUACAAGGUUACGCAAAGAAUAAAUUAUAUGCACGUGCAGC
Phanerochaete carnosa HHB-10118-sp is the source of this 1908-nucleotide messenger RNA. RefSeq lists its product as uncharacterized. Lineage: Eukaryota; Fungi; Basidiomycota; Agaricomycetes; Polyporales; Phanerochaetaceae. The coding region runs from base 70 to 1722 and encodes 550 amino acids. The record is from RefSeq and is a predicted model, not a curated record. Gene Ontology annotation, biological process: ergosterol biosynthetic process. Gene Ontology annotation, molecular function: iron ion binding; heme binding; oxidoreductase activity, acting on paired donors, with incorporation or reduction of molecular oxygen. The transcript has 7 exons.